Molecule: messenger RNA, 1380 nt
Organism: Cololabis saira (Pacific saury)
Lineage: Eukaryota; Metazoa; Chordata; Actinopteri; Beloniformes; Belonidae
Gene: apool
Product: apolipoprotein O-like
Exons: 11
Coding region: 82-1323 (413 amino acids)
Biological process (GO): cristae formation
Cellular component (GO): MICOS complex
Source: RefSeq, a predicted model, not a curated record
GGGGGCGCUAAACAACCGCGUAUCGCUCCGGACCGACCUGCUCUCGACAGCUGAAGGACGAAGAAGAGGAGGAGCGCUGUCAUGGCGGCCAAGGUGGUGAUGGUGGCCGUUCCAACGGUGCUGGGAAUAGCCUCCAUCCGUGUGUACAGCGUAACCGAAACGCCCGCCGAAGGACUGGUUCCUCGUGAAAAGCUGAACAUCUACACACCAGAGUCUUCCCAGACCAAGUUUGCUCCACAUAAUCCAGGAGCCAUCGAGAGAAGGUUAACUACAACCAGAGAGAGCCUAAUACCGUUGGUCCAAACUGUAAAGGGUGCGUAUGUCUCUGUGAAAAGGGGAAGUAUUAAUCUUUACCAUGCAGGAGAAGAUGCGUACUAUUACUUGGUGGACCCUCCCCCAGAUUUCCUUCCCAGAUUUGGGACCAUCACCGUGGCUGGUCUGCUCGGCAUGUUCUUGGCGCGGCGAGGCUCUCGUUUUAAGAGGUUAGCAGUUCCCCUGGGCCUGAUGAGUGCCGGAGCAUCCCUGUGCUACCCAGCUCAAGCAGUGUCUGUGUUGAAGGUGACAGGAAAGAAGGUGUACGCUGUGGGGCAGUGGAGCGUCGCCGCGGCGUCUUCACUGCUCGCUUCCAAGCCGCCUGUCUCUUCACAGCAGAAGUCGGCUACAGAACCAAAGCCAGAGUCUGUUCCAGCUGAGGAGGCCUCAUCUCAGAGUCCUGCCAUCCCAGACGCAGAGGUUCUCAUCUCCCACGAACCGGCCGUCACUGUCACAACAAAGGAAGAGUCAUCAAUAACACUUACAGAAGUAUCUCCCAAUGCCACCCCAGAGGCAGGCACAGGAUCUUAUGCAAACUCUCUACCAGAAGAAACAAAGAGCUCUCCUCCCUCAGAGGGCCUGGCAGCGCCUGCUGGAAGCAGCGAGGCCUUGGAUUCAAAACAAGCAGCAGACGACGUCCCCGCUGACACGAGGCCAGUCGAGCCCACGCCCAGCCUAGAGCCGGAGACAAUAGAAGAGAUUCCAGCUGAGUCAGCCCUAGCCAAGUCUGCAGAAGUCCAGUCCACGCCCUCUGAAGUAACAUCUGCUAUAGAGGCCUUGGGCAAACUUAUAGAUGCAGCUGUUGAAUCACGUGAGCCGGUACCUGCAGCUGAAGCCAAGUCCAUCCCGGCUGCAGAGGACCCAACAAACCCCACCCUCACACCACCACCUCCACAACAGCCUGCCGCAGAAACCAGAAAAGAGGGCUCUGCUUUCAAGCCCAAGGCGGCCGACAUGGACUUCGGCCAGUCCAACCCUGAGGACGAAGACCUGUACAGCACACGCAGCUGAAACACCAAAACCAGCCAAAGAAGAGACGUUCCCACGCCGCCCUCUCGGAUCUCAUCC